Messenger RNA from Cornus florida, 2321 nucleotides. RefSeq names its product DEAD-box ATP-dependent RNA helicase 18. Gene Ontology annotation, molecular function: nucleic acid binding; RNA helicase activity; ATP binding. The coding region runs from base 83 to 1864 and encodes 593 amino acids. The transcript has 11 exons. The record is from RefSeq and is a predicted model, not a curated record. Gene Ontology annotation, cellular component: nucleolus. NCBI's taxonomy places the organism in Eukaryota, Viridiplantae, Streptophyta, Magnoliopsida, Cornales, Cornaceae.
AUUUAACCAAACGCAACAUAGAGACAGUUAGAAAAAGACUGCCCUAACAUCGAGAACGGCGGUUUUGUGAAGAACGACGAACAUGGCAACGACGGACUCUCAUAAUCCCAACAGAGCCUUAACGAACACUCGUUUUUCCGAUCUCGAACCCCCACUAUCUGAACCGAUUCUCCAAGCCCUAACCCAAUCUGGUUUCGACUUCUGCACGCCGGUUCAGACCGCCACCAUCCCCUUGCUCUGCCGCUUCAAGGACGUCUCCGUCGACGCCGCCACCGGUUCCGGCAAAACCCUAGCUUUCGUCGUCCCCCUGGUCGAAAUCCUCCGCCGCUCCUCCACUGCCCCCAAACCUCAACAGGUGAUGGGCAUAAUUAUAUCUCCCACAAGAGAGCUGUCAUCACAGAUAUAUCAUGUUGCCCAGCCUUUUAUUUCAACACUGCCAAAUGUUAAGUCCAUGCUUCUUGUUGGGGGAGCAGAAGUAAAAUCAGACAUGAGGAAAAUAGAGGAAGGAGGAGCAAAUAUUUUGAUUGGCACACCUGGGAGGUUAUAUGACAUAAUGGAACGUAUGGAUAUCUUGGAUUUUCGCAACCUUGAGAUUUUGAUUUUAGACGAGGCUGAUAGGCUGUUGGAUAUGGGAUUUCAGAACCAGAUAACAUCCAUUAUAUCUCGCUUACCAAAGCUUCGCAGAACUGGUCUUUUUUCAGCUACUCAAACUGAGGCAGUCGAAGAGCUAUCUAAAGCAGGCUUGAGGAAUCCCGUGAGGGUUGAAGUUCGAGCAGAAACAAAAUCACUCAAUAAUUCACCUUCAUCACAACAAUUAGCCUCUUCAAAGACGCCAUCAAGCCUUAACAUUGAGUAUAUUGAAUGUGAAGCAGAUAAGAAAUCAUCACAGCUUGUUGAUUUCCUUAUUGAGAACAAAUCCAAAAAAACCAUGAUCUAUUUCAUGACCUGUGCUUGUGUUGAUUACUGGGGUGUUGUUCUUCCACGUCUUGUUGCUCUGAAGGGCUUCUCUUUAAUCUCCCUUCAUGGGCAGAUGAAGCAGAAUGCAAGAGAAAAGGCGUUAGCCUUGUUUACAUCUCUUUCAAGUGGCAUUCUUCUAUGCACUGAUGUUGCAGCACGCGGACUAGACAUUCCAGGCGUUGAUUGUAUAGUGCAGUAUGACCCUCCUCAGAAUCCAGAUGUGUUUGUACACAGAGUUGGCCGAACAGCUCGGAUGGGACGACAAGGAAGCGCCAUAGUUUUUCUAUUACCAAAUGAGGAAUUGUAUGUGGAAUUCCUGCGCAUAAGAAGGGUUCCACUUGAGGAAAGAAAAUGCUCUGAUAGUGCUUCUGAUAUUGUUCCUCUGAUACGGGGUGUUGCAAAAAGAGACCGUGAUGUCAUGGAAAAAGGAAAAAGAGCAUUUGUUUCUUAUAUCCGUGCUUAUAAGGAGCAUCGUUGCAAUUACAUCUUGAGUUGGAAAGAACUUGAGCUUGGGAAAUUGGGCAUGGGAUUUGGCUUAUUGGAGCUGCCUUCAAUAUCUGAGGUAAAGCGCCACCCACUUUCUACGGAGGGUUUUACUCCUGUUGAAGAUAUCAAUUUGGACGACAUCAAGUUCAAGGAUAAAUCUCGGGAGAAACAAAGAAAGAAGAAAUUGCAAGCAAAGAAAGCUGUACAACAGCAAGAACAAAAACCCCGGAAGCCUAAACCAACCUCAAAUGCUGCAGCUACUGUUGUGAGGAAGAAAACAGCCAAGCAGAGACGUACUGCUAAUUCAAUUGACGAUGAAGAGGAGAUGAUGCGGGAAUACCGUCUUCUGAAAAAGCUGAAAAGAGGAUCUAUUGAUGAAAGUGAAUUUGACAAACUAACGGGAAUUGAAGAGUUGCUUUGAAAAUGUUAUUCAUGCUCAUACAGGGCUGGGGACUUUAGUGGCACUUCGGAGGGACAAUUUAAGGGCAAGAAAACAGAUGAAUAUAUCAGGAUGCAGCAAAAGAAAAUCAAGGAUAUGUAAAAUCAACUUAUAGAGAGAGAGAGAGAGAGAGAGAGAGCCUCAUCUCUUAGUUUUUGUUUUGGGGGCUAAGGAUUAGCAAGUAAAACUUUUUUUCCCCCCCAUAAUUUUAACAAAUAAAACUUGUGCCGCUUUAUCUUCCUCCUCUUUAUUUAAUUAAUUAAUUUAUUUUCUUUUUCAUAUGGAGUGUCGAAUCCCUAGUUCUGUUAUAAUUUAUCAUUAGCAAUGUAUAACAUAUUCCAUAGUUUUUUUUGUUGAGGUAUCAAGAUGAGUUUGUAACAUUAUGUAUUCCUGUUUAUGUAAUGAUCAAUAAAUUAUGAGGUUCACCAUUUUUGUUUUA